Messenger RNA from Solanum stenotomum, 1937 nucleotides. RefSeq lists its product as uncharacterized. The transcript has 3 exons. Bases 1 to 1050 code for a protein of 349 amino acids. The record is from RefSeq and is a predicted model, not a curated record. NCBI's taxonomy places the organism in Eukaryota, Viridiplantae, Streptophyta, Magnoliopsida, Solanales, Solanaceae.
AUGGAGGAUAUAGAAACAAGGUUCAAUAGACCUAGGCGUGUCCGUGAUGAUCCAAACUAUAUUCAGCCUUCUGGAAUGUCGAAUAUCUUCCCUCAGCUAGGUAAACCUGCAUCAGCUCCAGAAAAUUACCAUUUAGCUCCUAUGCAGAAACUACAAGCUCAUCGAUAUGUGCUUUUGAAUUGUUCAAUAGUCACACCAUUUGCGGAUAGGAUAGUCAUUCUAUUUAACAUUAAUUUUCUUAUUUCAUAUAGAGAAUUUAGACAACACAUAAGGAGGAGUUCACGAGGAAGAAGACCUUCACCUACAGAGAUAGAGAGGAAAGUUAAUAAAGAAUUUGUAGAUUGGUUCCAAAAACGGAUUAUGAAUCCAGACUCAAUAGACACAAUGUCUACUGAUCUAAAGUUUUUAGCACGAGGUCCAUCUGUAAAUGCAAGAAGAUAUACUGCAUAUAAUAUCAAUGGGUCUAAAUUUCGAACUUUGGCUCGAGAAGAAGGUCUGAAAACACAGAAUAGUGGAGUUUUCUUAACCUCUAAAACAUCAUGUGUUGCAAGUAGCUCUGAUGGAAAUUUAAGGCAAGCGGAGAUACCAUAUUAUGGGAAGUUAGAAGAUAUUAUUGAGAUCAAUUAUAAUGGACGAUUCAAGGUUGUUCUUUUCAAAUGUAAAUGGGCUGAUACUACUCGAGAUAGAGGGUAUCAAAAGGAUCGUUGGAAUUUUAAUUGUGUUAAUUUUGAUAAACUGAUUCACACGGGUGAACGUGAAGAACAUGAGCCUUACAUCGAAGCAUCUCAAGCACAACUGGUGUUCUAUGUGGAUGAUAUUGUCAAUAAAGGUUGGAGUGUUGCUGUGCAUCUAAAGCCAAGAGAUAUGUACGAUAUGGGAGAAGUAAUAGAAGAAGAAGUAUAUGAGAAUGAACCAUACCAAGAGCAAGAACUUGAACAGUUUUAUGCUGAUGGUGAUGACUAUGUACAACUAGCUACAGAUCAUAUAAUUGAUGAUAUAGUAGAUCCAAAUGUUGCUACUGACCUAGCAACAAAUGCAAUGUCUGAAUGAGUUUUAUGAUUACCAUUAAUACUACCAGUUCUUUUUGAAGUAUGUUUGGUGCUUAUGUGUGAUUUUCUUUAAUCUGAUUUGGAAUGAAUUUUGUCAUCAUUUAUCAUUCAAUGAGGCUUUGAUUAGACUAAUUCAAUCGAAGUUGAAAUUAUCUUUGUUUUUUUCUACGGAGAUUUUAGUUAAUUCAUUUUUUGAUUUGACUUUUCUAUGUUGAUAUGUUUUCUGUCAUUGGAUGGAUAUGCUUGCUUAACUAGAAAAAGGUUGAACUUUGAUUGGAUAAAGACUUCCUCAUAGAGAUUUAACUUUGAAUUUCUUAGGACUUAAUUUUGGACAGAUUGUGUGUAGUUCUUUAUACAGGUAAUUGUAAGUUAAGUCGAGCCGAGUUAGUUGCGAUGUUAAACUAUCUUCUCAAAGCAACCCUGAACGUCUAGGGAGAAAGGGAAUGUCGACUCUGUGCCGAGCAGAUUGAUUCGACAAAUUAGCAGUUGACGCCUUGCAGUGUUGGCUAUGAGGUUCAUAUAUUUUUCCUAUAUUCUCUUAGAAUGUUCCUCGAAUUCCUUUAUCAAAAACGUAUAUACUGGAAUCCUUUCCUUUUUGAAUGUCAUUUUAAAGGAUAUGUUAUUUUAAUUGGAUAUGUGUUUGUAAAAUUGCUUUCAGGUUUAUAAGCACGAUUGUAUUUCAUCUUAGGAAGAGUAAAAGGAAAUUCAGUUUGUGAAACCUCAUAAUCUUUCCUUGUUUUGUCAUAGAGAUGAAAAUUGAUAGGGUGUUUUGAAAUGUUGCAGCCCUGUAUGCAUAGGAAAAGUCGGACUGGUUGUGCGAAUUCACUUAGCCAGAGGUUUAACACCAUCCCUUUUAUGCUGCUGAUUAAUUGCUGUCCAGAUUUUCAG